GCUUAGUUGCUUGCUUGCUUGCUGGUUGAGUUAGGUAUUCUGAAGAUUUUAAAUAUAUUUUGUUUUGAUCUACCGCAAAAUUUAAAAAAUUAAAUAAUUGCAACCAUAUGGAAAUAUAUAGGACACUACAUUAAUCAUUCUUUUUUUGAUGCAGCUAGAUGCAAAUCUGAAUAUAAACACCAAAUACAUAUCUUUUCUUUUAACUACUUUUCACUUUGUAAUUAUAAUUUAUGCACAAAACCAGCAACCCAAAAAUAAUUAAAUCAAUAUUUAUUUGUGCUUAUGUUUUUCUAUAAAAAUUAAUGUUUUAUUUAAUAAUUAUUUUUAAUAAUAUUUUUUUAUCUUAUUAAAGUAAACAAACAAAUAAAUAAUAAAUUAUUGUUAUUUUAAAUCGAAAAUUUUAUUGAAAAUUGA
Molecule: messenger RNA, 414 nt
Organism: Tetrahymena thermophila SB210
Lineage: Eukaryota; Ciliophora; Oligohymenophorea; Hymenostomatida; Tetrahymenidae
Product: transmembrane protein, putative
Exons: 2
Source: RefSeq, a predicted model, not a curated record